Molecule: messenger RNA, 473 nt
Organism: Aspergillus novofumigatus IBT 16806
Lineage: Eukaryota; Fungi; Ascomycota; Eurotiomycetes; Eurotiales; Aspergillaceae
Exons: 1
Coding region: 70-300 (76 amino acids)
Source: RefSeq, a predicted model, not a curated record
UCCAAGAAUGCAGGUCGGCCGCUAUUAUUCCGUCAACCUCAAUCUUUGCUGUCGCCUUUGGACAACUUCAUGAGUCAUGUUUCAUAUCUUUUGAUACUCGUAGUACUACUCUCCUACAGACCACCGAUAACGACACCUGACAACCGGCAAUUGAGCACAUGGAACGUGCCUAGAUUGAGAAUGCAACUGAGACAGCGCAUCGGACCCGAUUCAGGAGUAAAGGACAACCUGUGGUCUGCGCUUGCAUCGCUUGCGAACAGAGUGGACCGAGUCGACGAAAACAGUUUACUGCUGCAGUGAUGCUCCGCUUUGGAAUUGGCGGUCUACGGAGACCCUAAGUGCCUGCCUAGGGGCUUGGGCGCCUAGGCUCGGCCUCCUGGGGGCAUACCUGCCGUCUCGCACAUUGAACAAUUGGAUAUUUCAAUAAAAGUAAGCAAAGCUCAAAGGGUUGAUUUAAUGCUGAUAUAUAGACG